GGGAGCUGGGGCUGUAGAACCUGCUCAAUAGGCACAGGGUGGGCCCGGCACAUGGAGAAGCGAUGACAGAUUGAGUUUCAGAUGGAGUGCAGCAAUCCAGUUUGGAGUUAACACAAGCUGCCUUGUCCUCGCCGCACUGUGACACCAAAUACUUCAAUUCAGGGAGCAGGUACUGUCACACCUCCUCAUCCUCCAUGCGGGUCACCAGGUGCUGCAGCUGCUGGGAGGGACAUGCCCUGUUGGAAUCUAGGGGAUCCACAUCCGAGCAGCAGGACUUCUGGCGUGACAGAGGAAACUCAUCCCCUCGUGGUAUUCCUGCAAUACUCCUGCAGCACUGCCAGGCACUGCCAUCCAAAAGAGCUGCAGGAGAUCAAAGGUCUGGAAAGAUGACUCGCUGCCAGGUGGUUUCCAUCCUCUUGCUUUCCUUCCUUCCCAGCACUGCAGCUGGGGGUUCAGUUCCCACCCUCGUUCCCCGGUCCACGCUGCAGCUGGGCAGAGCGCGGUUCUUGGCACAGCCUGUGUUGGAGUUGGCUACGCGCUGUGACCAGGCGUAUGUCCAGUGGGAGGCCGCUCUGCUCCCCCAGGACUUCCAGGAGUACCUCUUUUAUUAGACACUGCACGCCAACGGCACCCGCACCCUCACCACAGUGGAGCUGAGCCCCGGUGAGGGCAGCAUGGAGAGGAGGUGGCCAAGGAGGCGCACGCGGCGCAAGCAACAGAUUUAUGGCACGGAUGGACAGUUUUCCAUCAGCGGGAACCACUUCCUGAUGGACUACCCCUUCUCCACCACAGUUAAGAUCUCCACGGGGUGCACAGGGGUGCUGCUGUCCGAGCAGCACAUCCUCGCGGCUGCCCACUGUGUCCACAAUGACCAAGAUUAUGUGAAGGGUGCCAAGAAGAUCAAGGUGGGCUUCCUGACGCCAGCCAAUGGCACGGGGAGGCCGGUGAUGCGCUGGGCUCAUGUGCGACGCACGCAGGUGCCCAAGGGUUGGAUCCAGAGCCUCAACUCAGUCAGCAUGGACUAUGAUUAUGCCCUUUUGGAGCUAUGCAGACCACACCAGCGCCCGCACAUGGAGCUGACGGUGGCUCCAGCAGCAGAGGAGAUGGCUGGGAAGAGGAUUCAUUUCUCAGGGUUUGACAGUGACCGGCCAGGAGAGCUGCUAUACCGCUUCUGUGGGGUGGAGGAUGAGACGGCACACCUCAUCUACCAGCACUGCAAUGCCAGGCCUGGCGCUUCCGGCUCUGGGGUGUAUGGCAAGGUGUGGGAUCCCAUGCAGCACAAGUGGGAGAGGAAGGUGAUUGGCAUCUUCUCCGGGCAUCAGUGGCUGGAAGUCGGGGGGGAGCAGCAGGACUAUAAUGUUGCUGUUCUCCUGACUGCUCCCAAGUUUGCUCAGAUUUGUUAUUGGAUCAAAGGGGACUAUAAAAGCUGCCAGAAUUAAUGAGAAUUGGAACUUUCCUCCUCCCCUCCCCGGUGCAGAUGGCUCUGAGUGUGGUGUUUGUGAGUGAGCAUGAGGCUGAGGAGUGUGAGGAGCAUUGCCUGCUGAAACUGCUCCACUCACUGCUAAACUUCAUUCUGUCCUGGAGUAAUAUGGUCUCUGCAAAACACAUGGGAUCCAGUGGAGAGACGCAACUAAGCCUGAGGAGUGUACAAGCUCCUUUGGUGAACUCAGUGUCAGAGUCAUUUGCUGAAAGAGCCACUGGGUCUGGUGGCUGCUGCCUGCAGCAGGUUAACAGCUAGCAGUUCUGAGAGGCAGCCACAGGCUUGCUGCCCAGCUGCACUUUUUCUCCUGGGUCACUUCAGGUGUCUUGGUUUGUUAGCUGCACUGCCAGCUUGGCACUGCCCCAGUUCUGUGAGGACAAAGGACUUUUUCUUCUUCUAAUGGUGCCUUUGUGUGCCUAAUGAAAGAUGCCUGAAAAGCAACCCUGGAGCCUGAGGUUUUUGGGCACAAUGCUCCAGCAAGUACAGCCAGGGCAGGAGGGGCUGCUCCAGCAUGUUGGCAGCCCUGGUCUUUGAUCACACCCCUGGCAAGAGUGGCUCUUCUGACUGCUGCAGUGUGGUUCCAUGUAGGUACAUACAUGCUGCAGCAUAGGCUAAGAGCUGGGAUCACCUACUUACUUGUAAACCUUCUCAUCUCUCUUUAAUUCUCUGUGGGAUGGAUGGCUUUAGAAGGAAGGCAUUAACUGCAGCUGUAAUAUUUGAGAUGAAUUCUUUUAAGCAAAUACACGUAUUUGAAUAAAU
This is a messenger RNA of Coturnix japonica (Japanese quail), 2239 nucleotides long. NCBI's taxonomy places the organism in Eukaryota, Metazoa, Chordata, Aves, Galliformes, Phasianidae. The record is from RefSeq and is a predicted model, not a curated record.